UGUUGCUAGCACAGCCCAGGAUAAAAUGCACGGCGAGUCAGCCGGCGCUCCCACUGAGCGGCGAAGUGCCUGGCUGGCUGCGCGCAGCAGAGCGUCAGGCCGUUGGCUUACUGCUUCACUGCCUCGUGUGAGCCAGCUGACACGCACUCGCCGGCUGCCGCUCACUCUGACACAUGCAGACAGGCUCUCUCCCUCCCUCUCUUGGUAACACACACACACACACACACACACACACACACACACACACACACACCCACACGCACGCACACACGCAGUCAGUCAGUCAUCAACCCUCAUUCAACUCCCUCCCAGCCACGGGUCAGCAGCUCAGACAGGCACCUUGUUCCUCCCCAGCUGGAAAGAGCAGACCAGACUCGCAAGGUGCACACAUACACACUCACGCACACACAGACAGACAGACACUUUCACACACAUUCGGAUGUAUACAUACAUAUAAACGCAAACACGCAAGCAUCAUCCUUCGGGACGGUUGAUCCUUUUUCCAACGGGAGGGCAGGCUUCAAUGCGAGGAGGAGAGUGGAAGAGAAAGCAAUGAGAAUGGAAGGCUCAUUAAGUGAAGAUGUGUGAGGGGAGUGGAGAAAGCCACAAGAAGAAGAUGACAACUUCUGGAGGAACGUUGACAAGCCGGUUGCAGUAGGAAGCUCUUUUGCCACCCCGAUCAAAGAUCCACGUCUGGGGGGGUCUCCCGUGAGCGGCUGCCCUCUCCUCUCCGGACUCUCUCACUGGGACGUCUCCCACCCAUCAGCAUGCCUGCAGCUUGCACAUUAAGGUGCGCCCUGGGAGUGUGACCCACCAUGUGCAGAUGGACGCCAUCCGUCGCUCACCUCCAUCCGCCCGAACCCGCUCCUGAUGCCGCAGCCUCGGCCAGGCAACGGCCUCCCCCGCGGCCCGGCGCGGCCUCCUUCUGCCUGGCACGCCUGGCCUUGCUGUUGGCCGCCGCCGGUGCCGCCUCGGGGGCCUGCCCUCCCGGGCUAGGGCACGAGCCCCUCCAGGUUCUGGCGGGCGGCACGAACUGCUCGUGGACGUUGGAGAGGCACACGAGAAGUUACAAUCACCUGGAGGGCGACGUGCGGCUGCGGCGGCUUUACUCGGCCAACAAGUUCUUCCUGUGCAUCGACAAAACGGGCAAAGUGGAAGGCACGCGGCGGAAAAACUACGCAGACAGUCUGAUGGAAAUCCGAUCUGUCAGUGUGGGAGUUGUUGCCAUCAAGUCUGUCAGCACCGGGUUGUACUUAGCUAUGUCCAAGAAAGGCACGCUCUUCGGAUCGGUCAAGUACAACCCAAGCUGCAAGUUCAAGGAGCGCAUCGAAGAAAACGGCUACAACACGUAUGCCUCGCUACGCUGGAAGCACGGCGGCAGGCAGAUGUUUGUCUCGCUGAACGGGCGAGGGAAGCCGCGGCGCGGCCAUAAGGCCAGGCGAAGACACCCGUCCACUCACUUCUUGCCCAUGCUGCCCUCCUAGCUCGCCUGGCAUCAGAAGCAGCGAAGCGGACAUCUUCCUUCGCCCACACUUAUCCACCCAUGUGUCACAUAUAUAUACAUUUGAUCAGAUUUGUAACAUUUAUUUGUAGAGCUAGUUUGUGGUUUUAAGUUAUUUCCCCCCCAUGUUGAAAAAACUGACAGUAGAGUGGUACUUUCCUCAGGCGUGGAUCUGUGAGUGAGUCAACAGGAUUUCCUAUUGUUGAACUGAAAAGCCUAGUUUUCCUUAAACUAAAUAUAAUUACCAAAAAAAAAAAAAGUCUCACUGCUGCCUUGGAUUUUGGACUACUUCAGAGACCUCAAACCCCAAAAGCCCAUUGACACACAGGUGGACGGCUAGCCGGUUUUUAGAUGAGUUGUAUGUUGUGUGCAUGCACGCCUCAAGCGUUGGUCACUGUAUCUCGAAUGCGUGCUCCUUCACUCGGUAAUGUAACGUCAACUAACCCGUUACCACAUUCGCCUACAUUACAUAGAGGCUGUAGGUGCACUUGCUAGUGACGUAGCAGCUACGGUUCCGUUCAUGCAUUCAAUAAAUGGUUCUUGCUAACA
Messenger RNA from Hippocampus comes (tiger tail seahorse), 2050 nucleotides. It is a transcript of the gene fgf22, whose product is annotated as fibroblast growth factor 22. Bases 816 to 1484 code for a protein of 222 amino acids. NCBI's taxonomy places the organism in Eukaryota, Metazoa, Chordata, Actinopteri, Syngnathiformes, Syngnathidae. Gene Ontology annotation, molecular function: growth factor activity. The transcript has 3 exons. The record is from RefSeq and is a predicted model, not a curated record.